Molecule: messenger RNA, 414 nt
Organism: Bemisia tabaci
Lineage: Eukaryota; Metazoa; Arthropoda; Insecta; Hemiptera; Aleyrodidae
Source: RefSeq, a predicted model, not a curated record
AUGGGCGACUUCAACGCCAAAAUUGGCAAAAUGGAAGAUCAGAAGCAAGUAGCAGGACACUAUACAUUACACGAAAGGAAUAACGACAACGGAAAUAUGACAGCACAGUUUGCAGAACGGAAUAAACUCUAUAUCAGAAGCACAUCGUUCCCACACAAGAAGAUACAUCUUGGGACAUGGCAAAUUCCAGGCAGCGAGGAAGUUAAUCAAAUAGAUCUUGUGCUAGUAUCAGCAAGGCACCGAUCAUCGGUGAUGGAUGUUAAAAGCUGCAGAGGGCCAAACUGUGAUUCUGACCACUUCCUAGUGAAAGUCAAGGUUCGAGAAAGAAUUGCCAAUGCAAUUAAAACAAGUGUGCCAGAAACAAGGAGAUGGGCAACUGAAAACCUCAACAAGAACAAGGAGGCACGUAGGUAA